GUCAGGAAGCUCAAGAAUUUGCAUGCACAAGAUUUCAGGCUGAAUAUCCCAUUUUCCAAAAGGUGCGAGUUAAUGGGCCGGAUACAGCACCAGUCUACAAAUUCCUUAAAGCAAGCAAAGGUGGUUUUUUAGGUUCCAGGAUUAAGUGGAAUUUCACCAAGUUCUUGGUUGAUAAGGACGGGAAAGUUAUCCGCCGCUAUGGCUCAACUACUCCACCAUUAUCAAUCAAGGCUGAUAUCGAAAAGGCAAUAAGCGAGAAUUGACAAGGUUGUGUCUAGUUCAGAAGUGCAGUCUAUGAAACUUACGAUAUAAAGAAGAGAGAGCGAAAGAGGCUUUCUGUCAAAUGCAAUUUUCUUAUUCUUGGUGUGCUCUUAAGUUCAUUCCUUUUGGUGAUGUUGAGGUAGUUUUCAGCCUUUGUUUGGAGGAUUCACGUGCUGCAAAUAUGAAAACGUAACUAAAUUGGUCCUGGUUACCUGAUAUUGUACAUUAUAUUAUUGUACCGUCUACACUUCCACUAUCCUUUUAUGUAAACUGAUUAUUAACUGUUAGAGAUCGUUUGGUUCACAGGCAAGUUUUGUAUGGAUUAUAAUGCAGAAUUAUAUACAGUGACAAUUAUUGUUGGAUUAUUCUAUUUUUA
This is a messenger RNA of Nicotiana tabacum (common tobacco), 637 nucleotides long. The record is from RefSeq and is a predicted model, not a curated record. NCBI's taxonomy places the organism in Eukaryota, Viridiplantae, Streptophyta, Magnoliopsida, Solanales, Solanaceae.